Molecule: messenger RNA, 876 nt
Organism: Stylonychia lemnae
Lineage: Eukaryota; Ciliophora; Spirotrichea; Sporadotrichida; Oxytrichidae
Source: the annotation of a GenBank genome assembly
AUGAGAUCUUUUAUCAUUGGAUUUGAAAAGCUGAACGAAUGCAAAUACGGAAGUUACUUUUCAGGUUAAUUUUGUCAUUAUGACAUUUUCAAUGCUGUCAAAGUAACGAAUGAGCAGAGCCCAUUAUUAAUGAAAGUGAAUCAGAGCAUGCCUCUAUAGGACUAUAGUAUAGGCUUCUGGUUUAAGCUUCAAAUUUUACAAGACUAGAAUAUACUGUGUGGCGCGACUCCUUAAGAUUCAAACUUUCUAUAUUUAAAAGCAUAAACUACUUUACCAACAUUACAACGACAACUCGAAUUGAGGUAGAAUAAUUGCUUAUUUGUUCUGACAAAUAACUAUGAUGUUGAUUUAUAACCUAGAAUUUGGUAUUAAAUCGGAGUCUCUGUUAAGAAUGCUUAGCUUCCUUAAAGAGAACAUUUUGCAGCUAUAACUGACUAUAGUGCUAAACACUUUAUUGGAUCUGUUUAAAAGAAUCAAAUUACAUGUCCUAGUUUUACAAUGGUGAAUAAUGAACCUGAUGCUGAGGUUUAUCUUUGCAAGGACAACAACUUUGGAAAUACAGGCCUUAGUGUCAAGUAUCUCUAUUUUUUAUCAGACUAUGCCAUAACUGCUAAUGAUAUGUUUACUACGACAAGAGUGGUUUGGAAAAUGAUGGGCUUAAAGCCAGCGCUUUACUUAACUUUUAACAACACUUAAGGAAAGAUCUGGACCUAUGAUUUAGCAAAUGACUAAAACAUCGUGACUCUUAGAAGCUAAAUUUCUUAAUAAUCAUUAUACUGGGUUCAUGAGUAAUUUGGCCCCAAGAUGUGCCAUGACUAUUAUGAAAUUUUGGACUUAGAUAGAAUGAUAUGCAUUCGUAAGUAUUUUCUAGAAUGA